CUUCAAUUGCAAGUUGAAGCGCCGCUCACGUUACCAAUUGGGGCACUCAUUGUCAUGUUCUUGAAUCAUCUUGUUCCAAUCUGACGAGUUAUCGACCUAGCUGACAUCUCCUGACAAAUCGUCUUGGUAACCAACUCUAAGUCUAACCUCAGGCUGAGGGUUUGAAGAGCCAGCGUCUCGGGAGUUCAAGUUCUCACUUCUGCCAUGCAGCCCCGUAUCUUCGCAGAGCGAGCGAGCGCAAUCAAACGCGCACAAGUUGCCAGUGGAACGAAAGCCGUGCGCACACGCGCGAUACAACCACGACCCGAUCAACCUGUGAACGGACAGAUACCUCCUCGCCCCGACGGUCCCACUUCCCCAACACAGCGACUCCCAGAUGACCUCCUGCACGAUAUCUUCUACGACAUUGCCGCGACAUGCACCUGCGCCACUCAAGACGGGGAUCUCGUGUCAGGCAGCGUCCUGCUCCUCCCAGUGUCGCACGUAUGUCGGUACUGGCGAGCGCUGACCCUCGCGUACCCGCGAUUGUGGUCGCUCCUCCACAUAACCACCAAUACGCGCGUCGCAAUGUUGCGCGAGUUCCUAGCACGCUCGCAAGGUGUCCUCCUCAACGUGAAGCUACGCGGCCCGAAGUCCGUCUGGGAACCGAGCGAGGACAUCGUGCGGAUCGCGCGGAUGCUCGCGGAGCACGCAGACCGCAUCGAGGCGUUCCACAUCGGACAGUUCUUCAAGGAGGACAUGGGGAAGGUGCUCGCGUUUUAUGCGGACAAGCCCGCGCACAACCUCCACUCUCUGAUGGCGUUCUCCGGCUCGUACAUGGAGAUUCCGGCGUUGUUUGCUGGGGACAUGCCCACGUUGCGGCGACUUCACCUUGCGAGGAUAUCCAUGCCGUGGCUGCCCUACCGGGACAUGGUCGAGAUGGAGAUACCAAGUCAGCUCACGCCGGCUACGGAAGACAUACUGUGGACUCUACGCCACUCACCGUCCCUCACAUUGUUCUCGAUGGUUAUGCAUGGAGAUCCCUCUGCCCCCGUCAUGUCUGAGCCUGCUUCUAAGUCCCUAGUCCAUUUACCGCGAUUGCAGAGGCUGCAUCUGGGUACAAUGCGCGACACCGAUGACGUGCUGCAGAUCUUGCCUCACCUCGAAUUUCCAGCCACCACCCGUGUUAACCUUUGUCUACGACAACGGAUGAAGACGAACGUGGACUUGGGGGACCUCUGUCCUCCACUCCGCGCGGUGAAGGCUCAGGUUCGCCAGGGGUUCCUGCAGUUCAUCUGCGUGGAGGACCUGUACAGCAUCAUCUUCCGAUCCCCCGACAAUGUCUUUUCCGUGGAGUGGCAAUGGGGACGCUGGCAGUGGGGUUCGGACAACGAGGCCGACGUGUCGAGCACGACGAACACGCUCGACUGCGUCACACUGCCGAAUCUGACAUCCCUCGCGAUACAUGCUAUCCGAUACUUCCUCAGCACGCCCCAGUGGGUCGACGUGCUUCAGCGUUUUUCCUCCAUCCAUAAGCUCGAGAUCGACUUCCGCUCCAGUCAGCUCGGCUCUGCGUGGGCAAAGGUUCCAUCGUUCUUCGCAGCUCUCGGUAAAGAUGGGACAGACGGACGGCUCGUAUGCCCCAGCCUCACUCACUUGGCUAUCAUGCGGGCGAGCUUUGUCGAGGGGCAUGCCAAGGAGGCUUGGGAUGCGCUCGUCGUGGCACUGUCCGGUCGACUAGCGAAGGGCGCGCCGCAGCUUGUCAAGCUGGAGAUUACGACGCGGGACCCAACGAGCGCGCUCUCGGAUACGCGGCUUCGUAAUCUGGAACAGCUGGUAGAGGGAGUUUAUAUCCAAACGGUUAGGGCCCGAUGACAUUCGUCCCGUAUCUUUCAGUCAUUAUUGACGUUGUCCUAGUACGAGAUAUGGCCUUGAGCAUGGCAGAAACAACCUCGUCCACUGUGGCGUAUAGAUUAAAUUAGCUGUAAAAUAGUGCCAGGGGACAGGAGUAUCGUGAUAUCACUACUAGCAGGUGUAUUGCUGUUGAUCGGAGUGUAGACGCAACCACAUUUUGAGUCUCUAUUCAAUAUUACAACCGCACACAUCUUUCG
Molecule: messenger RNA, 2090 nt
Organism: Rhodofomes roseus
Lineage: Eukaryota; Fungi; Basidiomycota; Agaricomycetes; Polyporales; Fomitopsidaceae
Exons: 1
Coding region: 205-1854 (549 amino acids)
Source: RefSeq, a predicted model, not a curated record